UCUCCCCCUUUUCACUAUUCCAUUUUCCCCCAAACUUUUCAAAUCCCCAAACCCUAAUUUCUCCAUUUCGCAAGCUCUGUUUUCGAUCCUCUUUCGAUUUUUCGGAAAUGGCGGAGGAAUUCGACGAAUCCGAGGUGAUUUUCUCCCACAAUUUCUCCGAUCAUCGUCACCGGGAGGAGGAUAAUUCUCCGUUCGGUAAUCGCCGCGAGAGCUCCGGCGAUAAGAGACGGAGCAAGACGGCGGUGUUAUCGAGCUCGUUGCCGGUGAAUAUACCAUCGGGGAACAUUUUCCGGAGGUACGUGGCGGCAGACGAAUACUCCGAUGAAGAAUAUUCGGACGGCGGAGGAGAGAUCGUGCCGCCGCAUGUGAUCGUCGGGAGGAGGAUUCAGGGACAAAUGGCGUUCUCUGUUUGUACAGGGAACGGGAGAACUCUCAAGGGACGAGAUCUGAGCCGGGUUCGGAAUUCGGUUCUCAGGUUAACCGGUUUUUUGGAGGUCUGAACCGGUCCGAUUCGGUAUCCUAAUUUUUCUUUUUAUUUUUUUUUUGGAUUUCUCAAAACCAAUUAACAAUUUGGGAUAAUUGCUUUCUCUGUGGUUUCUUCACACGUUUUUUCCAACAUUAUGCACUUUGGGAAUAUCAGAUUAAUUGUAACAAAUUACAGAAAAAAAAGUUUGGGGUCAUACUGUAAUAAAAGAUAAUUCGUUGUUGGGAUUCAUAUUAUGCGUGUGUUUGGCAAUUUUAUUUUAUUUUGGUUUUCCGAAUUUUAUUGGAAAAUUUAAAACUAUGAAAUCUCGUGAGGUGGUCUGUGGAUUAGGACAAAAACCCAAAAGACACAGCUGUUGUGUUGUGUAUUGAUUGAGAGAGAGAGAGCCGGUGAUAUCAAACCCCAAAUGUAUCAAAGAAUUAUAGAGUUCUUGUUAUUUAACAAUUAAUUUUAAAAUAUUCUAAAUCCUAAAUGAUUGAAAAGAACAUCCCAAUACUUUAUUUUCACAUAGAGCUUUCAUAUAUAUUAUUUACUUCAUUUAGAAAUAAAUCGGAUAUUUAAUCUGACCCAUUUUGUGCACGUGCAAGUGUAUAUAUAAUCUUUGAUAGUGACGACAUGAUGACUUUAUAAUAAGUAAUUUGUUUCCAUAUUCUUCAAGACCCGUGAUUAAAAGAUAAAAGACACUGUGGAUCUCUCUAAAUGAAUUGAGAAUUCUCCAAGUCAUCCAUUUAUUUAUUUUAUUAUUCUUUGUAUAUAUACACACACACACAUAACACAUUUGUUUGUACUUUUUAUCAUUCGUGAAAAAACAACCUAAUUUAUUUUGAAAUUGUUGUUUAUUUCCAUAUUUAACCUCGUGGGAAUUGGUAGUAAUGGUAUACUUUUUGUUUAGUAUGCAUGGAUGCAUGCAUGCAAUCAUGUUCUUAGACAAAAAAAAGACAUUUUCAAGAGUUUAUUUAUUCCUCCAUCGUAGAUUUAGAAGUUUUUUUUUAUACAUUGGGAACUUCCGUGACUAUCUACCCUUACAAAUGGAGACGAACUGGCUACCACCUGCGCCUAACAGUCCUCCACCGGAUCUGGCCACCAGGCGCGUCUAACGCUCGGGCCGUAGUUAGGCUUAGACGUCUGCGGAUCAAACCCCAAACACACGCACACAAGCCUGCAACACACACGUAUGAGGUAAAUCAGUCUAUUAUGAUAGGCUGACAGACAAACAGGUCAGAGAAAGGGAGACGACAGGGUUCGAUCCCCCACCUCAAGAAGUUGUCCCCUGCUCCCUACCAGCUGACCUGGCCCCGAAGGGCAAGAAGUUUUAUUUUUUACAUUUCAAUUGCAACGUGUUUGAAGACAACACACACAGUAUUUGACGGUGGUGCUAUUUUAUUA
Tarenaya hassleriana is the source of this 1870-nucleotide messenger RNA. RefSeq lists its product as uncharacterized. NCBI's taxonomy places the organism in Eukaryota, Viridiplantae, Streptophyta, Magnoliopsida, Brassicales, Cleomaceae. Bases 108 to 500 code for a protein of 130 amino acids. The record is from RefSeq and is a predicted model, not a curated record. The transcript has a single exon.